AUGCAGGUGACCCUGAAGCCGCUCAAGGGGGAGACCUUCGAGGUCGAGGUGAGCCCGCAAGACUCCAUCGGCGCACUGAAGCAGAAGAUCGCCGAGUUGAAGGCGGAAAUGCCGGCAGAAAUUCAGAAGCUCAUUUACAAAGGCAAGAUUUUGACUGAUGACGCCACGGUCGAGGCUUCAGCCAUCAAGGAAGGGGAAUUUGUGGUCGUGAUGGUCGCCAAGGCGAAGGCGAAGGAGCCGACCGCAGCAGCCGCCCCCGCGCCCGCCCCGGCGGCGACGGCCCCCGCGCCCGCCUCCGGCGCAGCGCCCGACGAGGCGAUGCCGGACGCGGCGGCGCAGGCUGCGGCGAGCGUGGUGACAGGCGCAGGCCAGCGGCGCGCCUCGAAAGGGGAGCUGUGCAACAUGGGCUUCGAGCGUCCACAGGUCGAGCGCUGCCUCCAGGCGGCCUUCGGCAACCCGGACCGCGCUGUGGAGUACCUCAUGAACGGCAUCCCCGCUGGCCUCGCAGGCCCGCCCGAGGGCGCUGCGCCCGUGCCGGGCGGCGCGGGCGGGCCGCCGGCCGCGGGCGGCGCGGCGCUGCCGCCCGGCGCCGCGGCGUUCCCGGCGAUGCCCGCCGGGGGCGGCGGCGGCGGCGCGGAGGUGCCCCCCGAGCUGGCCAGGCUGCGGACGAACCCGCAGUUCCCCCAGCUGGCCAGGAUGGUGGCGCAGAACCCGCAGAUGCUGGCGCAGAUCCUGCCGGCGCUCGGGCAGACCGACCCCCAGGCGAUGCAGGCUGUGAUGGCGAACCCGCAGGCGUUCAUGCGGAUGAUCCG
Molecule: messenger RNA, 812 nt
Organism: Prorocentrum cordatum
Lineage: Eukaryota; Dinophyceae; Prorocentrales; Prorocentraceae
Source: the annotation of a GenBank genome assembly